This is a messenger RNA of Dromaius novaehollandiae (emu), 6151 nucleotides long. It is a transcript of the gene DTNB, whose product is annotated as dystrobrevin beta. The record is from RefSeq and is a predicted model, not a curated record. The transcript has 22 exons. Gene Ontology annotation, molecular function: zinc ion binding. Lineage: Eukaryota; Metazoa; Chordata; Aves; Casuariiformes; Dromaiidae. The coding region runs from base 288 to 2171 and encodes 627 amino acids. Gene Ontology annotation, cellular component: plasma membrane; synapse. Gene Ontology annotation, biological process: synaptic signaling.
GGAUUGGUGGGGGUGCGCGCGCCCCUGCGGAGGCGUUCGCGGAUUGGCCGGGCGCCGCGGAGCGGCCGGGGACUGUUGGAGCGGAGAGGCUGAGGCGCUCGGUGUCUGCAGAGCCGGCGGCGGCGCGGGCAGCAGCGGGCGGAGCCGGCCCGUCCUUCCCGCCCCCGGGCAGCCGCGAGACCCCCGGCCGCAGCCCGCAGGAGACGCACUGUCUUUAAAUGUUCAAAGAGGGAACAGAGCCCAGGAAAGUGAAAGUUGCCUUGAGAGAAUUCCCUGUGUAAUUCAGAAUGAUUGAGGAGAGUGGGAAGAGGAGGAGGACAAUGGCAGAGAAGAGACAGCUGUUCAUGGAAAUGAGGGCUCAGAACUUUGAUGUCAUCAGACUUUCAACGUAUCGGACAGCCUGUAAACUGCGGUUUGUACAAAAACGAUGUAAUCUUCAUCUUGUUGAUAUCUGGAAUAUGAUUGAAGCCUUCAGAGAUAAUGGCCUUAACACUUUGGAUCAUAACACAGAGAUCAACGUGUCUCGACUAGAAACAAUCAUUUCAUCUAUCUACUACCAGCUAAACAAACGCCUGCCUUCUACUCACCAAAUCAGUGUAGAGCAAUCCAUCAGCCUUCUCCUCAACUUCAUGAUAGCUGCGUAUGACAGUGAGGGCCAUGGGAAGUUGACGGUAUUUUCAGUGAAAGCUAUGUUAGCGACAAUGUGCGGUGGGAAAAUUCUGGACAAACUAAGAUAUAUUUUCUCCCAAAUAUCAGAUUCAAAUGGACUAAUGAUAUUUACAAAGUUUGAUCAGUUUUUGAAAGAAGUUCUCAAACUUCCAACAGCUGUUUUUGAAGGGCCUUCUUUCGGAUACACCGAACACUCUGUACGGACAUGUUUCCCACAGCAAAAAAAGAUCAUGCUAAACAUGUUUUUAGAUACGUUGAUGGCUGACCCACCUCCUCAGUGCCUUGUGUGGCUGCCUCUCAUGCACAGACUUGCCCAUGUUGAAAAUGUCUUCCAUCCUGUGGAGUGUUCAUAUUGCCGGUGCGAGAGCAUGAUGGGUUUCCGGUACCGAUGCCAGCAGUGCCACAACUACCAGCUCUGUCAAAACUGUUUUUGGCGUGGCCAUGCAAAUGGCCCUCAUAGCAACCAGCAUCAGAUGAAGGAGCAUUCCUCUUGGAAAUCUCCUGCAAAGAAGUUGAGCCAUGCAAUUAGUAAAUCACUCGGUUGCGUACCGAGCAGAGAACCUCCUCGUCCUAUAUUUCCGGAGCAGCCAGAAAAGCCACUUGAUCUUGCACAUAUAGUUCCUCCUCGACCUCUGACUAACAUGAACGACACCAUGGUGACCCACAUGUCCUCUGGAGCACCUACCCCAACAAAAAGGUUACAGUACAACCUGGACACUGCCAGUCGAUUAGCUGAUGAACAUGCCCUGAUAGCAACCUAUGUGAGCCGGCUGCAGACGGGUGCACGCGUCCUGGACAGCCCGAGCAGGCUGGAUGAGGAGCACCGACUGAUCGCCAGAUACGCUGCCAGGCUGGCUGCGGAAGCCGGGAGUGCACCUCGCCCACCGACAGACCUGGGUUUCAACUUCGAUGCCAAUAAACAGCAAAGACAGCUGAUAGCAGAGCUGGAAAACAAAAACAGAGAGAUACUCCAAGAAAUUCAGCGUCUCAGACUGGAGCAUGAGCAAGCCUCCCAGCCCACGCCUGAGAAAGCCCAGCAGAACCCAACUUUGUUGGCCGAACUCAGGCUUCUACGGCAGAGAAAGGAUGAACUAGAACAGAGGAUGUCUGCACUUCAGGAGAGCAGAAGAGAACUGAUGGUGCAGCUUGAAGGGCUGAUGAAACUGCUCAAAGAAGAAGAGCAAAAGCAGGCAGCUCAAGCAGCAGGCUCUGCCCACUCCUCGCCCACCCACGGGGCGGGCCGCCCCAUGCCCAUGCCCGUCCGGUCGACCUCCGCCGGCUCCACCCCGACGCACGUGCCCCAGGACGCCCUCGCCGGUGUCAGGGGGGACGUGCAGGAAGCCUUCGCCCAAGGUGCGAGGAGGAACCUCCGCAAUGAUCUCCUGGUAGCGGCGGAUUCCAUUACAAACACGAUGUCAUCUCUGGUGAAGGAACUCCAUUCAGCAGAGGAAGAAGAUGAAGAAGAAACAGAAAAAAUGCAGAAUGGGAAGGACCGAGGUUAGAUAGAAGACCACAGACUGUACAGUAGUUCAACGGCGCAGGCACGCAGGGGCGCGCAGCGAGCUCGUGUUCGGAAAAACGUCUCCGCGGCCUUGGGAAGAGGCACGUCUCCGCCGAUCCAUCCACCAUCGUGCAACCGUGACAGAUCGCAACCACCUGCCGAUAGACGCAGCCCGCUCCUCGCCGGCUGGAGGGCUUUCUCUGCGGGCGUCCGCCUCUUAGGUUAUUGCAUGUACUAUUUUCCUAAAUGUGUUUACUAACGGUGAUCCGACAAGGCCCCAUCGGACUCAGCAACUUAUGGGAGGUUAAAACCAAGAGGAAAGAUAACACUCCCAGCUCGUGUAAAGCGCACCGGUCUUUUUUUUUUAAUUUCCUACCAAAUGGUGUCAUGAUCGCAUCACACGCUGGUGGUUUCCUCCUGGCUCCUGACCCUCGGUAUGCAUGAAAAACCGGCGUUAGACCCUUCUGCGUUUUUGUGCGUGUAAUGCAAAGGGCGUUAUGAGUACAGAUCCUUCGAAAAGAGCACACCUUCUAAAAAUACCACGCUGUCUAUUACUGUUUGGUUGCCAUAGUGUUUGAUGUUGCGUGUCAUUCAGAGAGUAAAUGACAGGGCAUGUCAAGGGUAGAGGAAUGCAUCACGAGAGGAGGAGCAGCCGUAAUUACGGGCCGCGAAGCCUGGGUGGAUGCCUCCUGGGGGUUCCUGCCUCUACACUUCUCUUCAGACUGUUAAAAAACUUCCCUCUGCAAGCAGGGAAUUCAGGGACGGCCACUGCUAGGCUUAGCUUAGCAUCCGUGCAUUCAUUUUCGAGAGUCACGUUCGGUUUUGUUUAAAAUUCAGAGAAAUAAAAAAGUUGUGUAGUCUGAGGUUAGAAGCUCACCACUCUGGGUCCUUGCUAGGCUCCAGUUUUAUAGCUAUUUAGAAAACAUUGUAAUCAGUUCCAAUCACUAGUGACUUUUUUUUUCUUGGUGCUUAGGAAUGUUAUUUUUAGUGGAAGAAGCUGAGUGCCCUAAUGCAUCUAUAAAUAUUUAUCAAGGGUGAUGAAUGGAAAGGAGUGAUAAACCCUGAAACCAACUCUCAGCUUUUCUUCCUGUCUGAACCGAUAUGCUGCAUUGGUUCUUGGCGGAAAGUGCUCGUUAGGUACCUACAGCCCUUUGGGAGAGAAAAAAUAAACAUACAUGGUGGCCACAGAUUUAGUCGAAUAUAAAUAUUGUGAAUGAGCUGUCAAGAAGGAGAGAGAAGUGAUGAUAACCUGGAUCAGCGUGUUAGCUUUGGGCUGCCAAACGCAGUGCACUUGUGGGGACUUGGACGGUUUCGUGGUCGUCUUGGUAGACUUUCAGUUGAAUCAGCUGAAUUAGUACCAGCAGCUCCCUUGGUUGUGGCUGUGCGGAUCCAGGAUGAGCGUGUUUUGGGAUGCUUAAGAGAGCGUUCAGGACGCACUUGAGAGUGUUUUGCUCAUGGCCGUGCUCAGGGACCUGCUGGUGCAGUGAAGAAGACCGUCGGCGCUUGGAGGUGUUGGGUCUGUGCAACCGUUGGGUCCUUUCCCGUACGGUCGUGGCGGCCCCGCGGGUUUCCCAGCCGGGUGCCCCCGAGGCUGGCCGCAGAUGUCCUCCAGGGUUUGAUGUCUGUAAGCGAAGCCGAAGCUCGUGAGAGCGUCCGUGCAGCAGGCCGUGAGUCUGAAGCGGAGCAGGACUCGGUGGGUGCUAGGAGAGCGCGGGCGGUACGUGACGUGGUGAGCUGGAAGUCUUCCCCUCCUCCCGUUCCCACGUGGAGGUGCAGAAGGACGGGGGUACCUGAGGGGUGCCAGGGCCUGGUGUCCCUGACUGCCCGGACCGGGAUCAGGCCUGGCGCGAGGGCAUGGACACAUCUUCUGGAGCCGUCAGGAACAGCACAGCGUGGCCCAAAACCCAGAUUCACAGCGAAGCGUUGCAUUUGCUCCUCUUUUCUGUUAUUACUCACCCUGUUACUUUCCCUUCUCGCUUUUGCUACCACCAUUCUCCCAACAUGAGGCCGAACCUCCUCCCGCGAGUGUCACCUCCACCACUGCUGCUGGAGGCAGAUGCACGUCCCUGUGGUCCAGCUCCGUCUCAGAUAGGUCAAGAUAGAGCUGCUCAAACGCGAUGGCCAACAGCACAGGGUCUGCAGCAGGUCCCCACCUCCACUGUCACCCGUACGGUUGACCUGGUGUUCAGAGGCAGGAGAUGUGAUGGAAACACCCUUGGGAGGGGAGGAGGCAUCGGUGUGGUCCAGGGAGGGUGUCCCCAAUCCGCAGGGCGAUGCAGGCGGGAAGGAUGCUCAGGAGGUGCCUGUCCGGCCCCCCGGGCAGAGCAGGGCUCUGCUGGAGCAGGUCGCUCAGGGCUUCGUCCCGCUGAGGUCUGCGGCUCGUGCUCGCCGUGGCUCCGUUCCCACCGAGGGCCCUUGAGCAAAGCGGCAGGUCCCCCGGCGCGGCGGAAGCUCUCCCUUCUGCAGAGCGCCCGGCAUCUGCUCUUCGUCCAUAAAACUUGAUGGGAUCCAUGGGGUUUUUACAGACGCCGCCGGGAUACGGGGGGUGUGUGUUAAACGUGACCCCACACGCCAUGGCUCUGCAUUACCUCACCCACCGUGCCAUUUAUUUCAGCCCGCAAAGCGGUUCAGCAGAUGCUUUGUGUUACUGUAAUGAUGGGGCCUGCGGGUUGGUGUCGAGCUACCCCCUAAGCCCAGCUCGUCGGCUUGUACUGGGAGGAUGGCGUGAUUUUAACGGGCUGUCGCUGGAGCAGAACAAAUCUGCGCCACCCUCACGCCGGCGUGGCUUGCAGAGCCCUUUCCCACGGGCACCUUGCAAGUAAAAUGCACCUUGCAAGUAAAACGCACCUUGCAAUUAAAAUGCAUCUGGUAAUUAAAACGCACCUUGCAAGGAGCAGCAGGGAGGAGAGGAGCUGGGGAGCGUUGGUGCAGCUGUCCCCCUCGGCCGGCCGCCUUGGGCGGAGGAGACGCUGGUGCACGUCACCCAGGCCCUUCCUUUGGUGACAUGCCGUGACAUUGUGCAGGGGGAAAAAAACAGCCCCUCGCUUGCUUCUGGUUAAUUUUGGAAACUGCUUAUGAGCUGUUGUUUGCCUUUGGAGCAAUCGCCUUAAGCCCCCGGGAGGAGCACGGCAGGGCGCCCGUGGAGUGUGCAAUGCGUGUGCAGUGCAUGUGUGUGCAUGCAUGUGCGUGCGUGUGCAAUGCAUGUGCAUGUGUGUGCAUGCGUGUGGGGGUGAGUGCAAGGCAGAGAGCGUGUCCCGUGCGCCCGGUGCCGCGCUCAGCCGGAGCUGCUGCAUUCGGCAUCCCUGCCCGGCUCCCACAGGGUCACCUCUCCCCCGCGGCACCGGGAAGCUGCCCGUAAAAAAAACAACAACCCCAGCUAGCCGCCUUCCUUUCAAAUUUGCUUUCUUUUUUUUUUGCAAUGGUUAAUUUUGGUCAGACUGCAGUAGGAACGGUGGCGAGCGAAGGGCGGCGAGGCCGGGGGGCGAGUGCCCGCUAGAAGGAAAAUCCCGGGGACGUGUGCUUUGAUUACGAAUGUAGACCCAAAAUGCAUAUUAGCACACCAGAAAUGCUUAAAAUGCGUUUUUUUUGUGAAACCGCCUCCUUCCUCCGCUCGGCCGUGUUUUUCCAUGGGGUUUAUCCUGCUUUCAGGGUGGGAACGGCCAUUUCCGAGCGGGCGCGUUGCAAACGGCUGCGCCUGGCUGUGUGUUUGGGGAUUUUUUGCAGUUGCCAAAGGCUCCUGGCCGGGGAAACCGGGCGUCGCGUGUGUGCAUACGUGUGCACAUGUGUGCACGCGUGUGCACGCGUGUGCAUGUGCGACCCCGGGUGCAUUCGGCAGCGGGUGCGGGCGUCCGCGUGAGCGCUUCACAACCGAACGCCGCUCGAGCCCCUGUCGGCGUCGGCACCGCGUCUGAUGCAAAGCUGUAAACUGGAAGCCAUGUUCUGUCAUCUGCCAAAUAUUCAAUAAAUUCGUCUUAUCCCUCC